ACUAUAUUUAUCACAGCUUCCAUUAUGUGCAGGAUUGCAUAUUCAUCCAGAAUUACUUCAUUUAAGCUUGGUAUCACAACAUUUUGUUAAAUGGGGAAGUAAUUACCCUGUAGACUAUGACAACAGGAUAUGUGAAUGAAGGAGGUCAUGGAAAACACCGCUUUUGCAGGUGGAAUCAUGAGGAUAGUGGAGAAGACGACGCGCACCCGGAAUGCUACAGAGGAGAUGAAGAGAGCAGGCAGCACAGGCUGACCCCAUUUGAGAAACUAAUGCAGGAUAUGUCUCACAAUGAAAAAGUGGUGAAAGAAUUAACCCUGGGAAAGAGAAUUGCCUUCUAUCGAGUCAGAGGAGAAAUAGGAAGUGGGAAUUUCUCACAAGUGAAGCUUGGAAUUCAUUCCCUAACCAAAGAGAAAGUUGCAAUUAAGAUUUUGGACAAGACAAAGCUAGACCGGAAGACUCAGCGUUUGCUGUCUCGUGAGAUAUCCAGCAUGGAAAAGCUGCAUCACCCAAAUAUCAUCAGGCUGUAUGAAGUGGUGGAGACACUCUCAAAACUGCACCUGGUGAUGGAGUAUGCUGCAGGUGGGGAGCUCUUCACUAAAAUUAGUACAGAAGGAAAGCUGCUAGAAACGGAGUGUAAAAUAAUCUUCUCCCAGAUUGUGUCUGCUGUGAAGCACAUGCAUGACAAUAAUAUCAUUCACCGGGACCUGAAAGCAGAAAACGUCUUCUACACUAGUAACACCUGUGUUAAGGUGGGAGACUUUGGAUUCAGUACAAUGAGUAAAAGAGAUGAAACUUUAAAAACUUUCUGUGGCUCUCCUCCUUAUGCUGCUCCUGAGCUCUUCCGAGAUGAAAACUAUAUAGGCAUCUAUGUGGACAUCUGGGCACUAGGAAUCCUCCUCUACUUCAUGAUGACGGGUAGCAUGCCAUUUCGGGCAGAUACUGUAGGCAAACUGAAGAAGUGCAUUCUUGAAGGGACAUACACUUUGCCUCCUUGCCUCUCAGAAAAUUGCCAGAAACUGAUAAAAGGAGUCCUUCAGCCCGUACCAACCAAGCGAUACUCUGUCAAACUGAUUAUGAACAGCGAAUGGAUGCAAGGAAUACAGUAUCCCAAACCUUUACAGACAUUUAAACUGGAUCCUAAGUAUUUAUCAGAUGUCAAUACGCUCAAAGAAGAAGAAAUUGAAGUGAAAAAUAUUCUGGAAGAUCUGGGAAUCACAGAGCAGCACAUUCAAAAUAACCGGGGAAGAGAUGCACGCAGCUCGAUAACAGGGGUCUACCGGAUUGUGCUGCACAGAGUACAGAAGAAAAGGGCACUGGAAUCUGUUCCUAUCAUGUCCCACCCAGACCCCACAGAACAAGACUUGAGGAAAGGAAUCCAUUCUUACAGUGGGAUUAAGCACACAUCCAAGCUGUGUUCUAUUUUAUAAAUUUGCACUGCAGACUAUACUCAGCACAUUUGACAGAGGGGAUUAUUCACUUUUCAGAGGGGAUUAUUGACUUUUCAUAAAUUCUGGUGUUACAUUUUUUUGUAAUUUUUGAAUAAACCAAAAAUGCCUCAUCUUCUUUGCAUUUCCCAAGUCACAGGAAAGCACUCAAACACAGAGCUCUCGUGCAUUUGUUUGACCCUUGCGUCAGAGACAUGGUAUAGCCAGUGCAAGAACCCCAGUAACCAAAAGGAGCGGGAGUGGAGGGAGUUGAUCUUUUAGUAAAGAUCAUACCAUUGCGUUUAAUCCACUUGGAGAUUCUCAGUAUAGCCAUGUAACACCUAACUUCUGAAAUGCUGUACCUCAGCUUGACACGACUUUACCACUGCAAACCAGGACAGUUUUUGCAGAGAAUUUAAGCAGAGACCAGACCAUAAUCUAAACAACUGCAUAUUCUUCUUUUGAGCUUCCUCAUCAAGAU
Molecule: messenger RNA, 1905 nt
Organism: Empidonax traillii (willow flycatcher)
Lineage: Eukaryota; Metazoa; Chordata; Aves; Passeriformes; Tyrannidae
Gene: NIM1K
Product: NIM1 serine/threonine protein kinase
Exons: 3
Coding region: 117-1427 (436 amino acids)
Biological process (GO): intracellular signal transduction; protein phosphorylation; microtubule cytoskeleton organization
Cellular component (GO): cytoplasm
Molecular function (GO): protein serine/threonine kinase activity; tau-protein kinase activity; ATP binding
Source: RefSeq, a predicted model, not a curated record